This is a messenger RNA of Selaginella moellendorffii, 778 nucleotides long. Its product is annotated as putative exosome complex component rrp40. The transcript has 9 exons. The record is from RefSeq and is a predicted model, not a curated record. Gene Ontology annotation, biological process: TRAMP-dependent tRNA surveillance pathway; U4 snRNA 3'-end processing; exonucleolytic trimming to generate mature 3'-end of 5.8S rRNA from tricistronic rRNA transcript (SSU-rRNA, 5.8S rRNA, LSU-rRNA). Gene Ontology annotation, cellular component: cytoplasmic exosome (RNase complex); nuclear exosome (RNase complex). NCBI's taxonomy places the organism in Eukaryota, Viridiplantae, Streptophyta, Lycopodiopsida, Selaginellales, Selaginellaceae. The coding region runs from base 9 to 713 and encodes 234 amino acids. Gene Ontology annotation, molecular function: RNA binding.
AUUUGUAAAUGGGGGGAGAGGAGGGCGCGUCUCGGAUCGUUCUGCCAGGCGAUGUGGUGUUUGAUCUCGCAGCUCAGGCGCAAAACAAGGUGCUGCGAUUGGGAAGCGGCCUUUCUCAGGAUGCUGAUCGCGUUGUAGCUAUCAAGGCCGGGAGAUUGAAUCACGCAAAAUCCAAACUUUGGGUGGAGGGAUCACAGAAGCGAUACAUUCCCAGUGCCGAGGAUUCUGUGAUUGGAAUUGUUAUCGAUCGUCGCGCCGAGGAGUUUUUGGUGGAUUUGAAUGCUCCAGUUCUUGGGCUUCUUCCUAUACUCUCUUUCGAGGGUGCUACGCGGAAGAACAUUCCAAACCUCAAGGAAGGGGCUGUGGUCUAUGGAAGAGUGGUGAAAGCCCAUCGCGAUAUCAGUCCCGCGCUCUCGUGUUUGGAUGCUUCUGGAAAAGGCUCUGGUUACGGCCCACUGAAAGAAGGAUACCUGUUUGAGUGCUCGACCGGACUCGCAAGAUCGCUCUUGGGUACGCCGACUUAUCCGGUGCUCGAAGCUCUUGGCAAAAGCCUGGCUUUUGAGAUCGCCGUUGGUGUAAAUGGUCGCGUUUGGGUGAAAUCCGAUGCUCCAGCCACCACCGUGCUCGUCUCCAAUGCGAUCAUCAACUCCGAGUGCUUGAGCGCAGCGCAGCAACACAUACUUGUUCAGAAGCUUUUGCAAGCAGCGAAGUGAUCUCUAAACUCCUGGGCUUAAUUUUUUUUUUGUCUAAUCGAUUCCAGGAGAUUUCUAUCGUAGUA